Molecule: messenger RNA, 195 nt
Organism: Monoraphidium neglectum
Lineage: Eukaryota; Viridiplantae; Chlorophyta; Chlorophyceae; Sphaeropleales; Selenastraceae
Exons: 1
Source: RefSeq, a predicted model, not a curated record
GCCUGCCUGGAGCAGCUGUCGGAGCAGGCCUUUGACGACCAGUGCACCGGGGCCAACCCCCGCUACCCCCUCAUCAGGGACCUCCGCCAGAUCUACACCGACGCCUGGUCAACCCCCAUUGCUGACGUCAUUGGCGCCGCCAAGAAGGCCGGCUGCCCCAAGGAGGGCCUCGGGUUCGAGUCCCUGCACGACUGA